AUGAGCCGUCCAGGAGCGUGGGCCACGGUGUGGAACAAUUUCAAGAGAUAUCUGCGAAAAGACUGGUCCACAAAGACUUAUGUUGCUGAAGAUGCGGCAGGUCGUCGAUAUUACGAGAUCAGAAAUACUCGACAGAAUGUCACACGGGGGUACGAUCCAUCACCGAAUGCACCGACUUCCGAACCCAGCGUUGAGUGGCAGUCUUGGUUGAGGGGCACACGACGAUUUCCGCCCAGCGAAGAUGAAUUGGCUCUGAAUCGCGUGAGGCAGCAGGCUCAACUGACGCAAAAUUCGUCCACAGAGCAACGAGCACCUCACGUGGCUACAACUGGCAGCAAUCAACCGCGAGACAAACCUCAACCAUUUCCCGGGCGUGACGAUCUGGAGUCGGCUCCCGGAGCAAAGAAGAGUGAUUAA
Molecule: messenger RNA, 417 nt
Organism: Ostertagia ostertagi
Lineage: Eukaryota; Metazoa; Nematoda; Chromadorea; Rhabditida; Trichostrongylidae
Source: the annotation of a GenBank genome assembly